Molecule: messenger RNA, 11153 nt
Organism: Rattus norvegicus (Norway rat)
Lineage: Eukaryota; Metazoa; Chordata; Mammalia; Rodentia; Muridae
Source: RefSeq, a predicted model, not a curated record
UAUUUUGCCUGCCUGUAUUGUCUGUGCACCAUGUGCAUGCAGUGCCUGUGGAGGCCAGAAGGGGGCGUCUUAUCCUCUAAAACUGUAGGGUGACCCACCAUUUUACCAAAGGAAUUAAACCCAGCUAAUGUUGUGAACUGUUAAACCUCUGAGCCGGGUGGACGUAUGCAAUCUCAGUACACACGGUUUAUCUGGCAACUUUUGCCUUUCCUGAGCACAGGUAGGAACCAGCUGUAUUUCUAACAUCCAUUCAUAAGAAGGAGGGAAGUAAAGGGGUCCUGGGAAUUAAAGAAACCGUUACUAGGAGCUAUCUCCAGAGAUCAUGUACUUACAGGAGAUACCCUAAAGCCAUGUGGGGGUGAGGAGGCGGGGAGCGUGUGUAAGCAUUUAUGUGUGCCAUGCUGUGUGUAGAUCAGAGGGUGGCCCCUGGUGUUAGACUCCCUUUCGCCUGUUUCGAGACAGGGUCUCCUGUUUGCUGCUGUGAGCAGGUGGCCAUCCGUCUGCUGCUUGAGCUUCCAAGAGUUCUCCUGCCUCUCACUCCAGUUUUGCUUUGGGUGCUCUGGGAUCAUAGACAUGAGCUGCCCCUGAUUUUAUGUGGGUUCUUGGAUUCAGACAUGAGUCUACUCACGUGCAAAGUGCUUUACCUACUAGCUAUCUCCCCAGCCCUACCCCAAGAUUUCAACAGGCCCCACAAGGUUUAUCGACCCACAACAUGAACAAGUAGCUUGGAGAACAAUCCUCCCAGCCAAACUGCCACCCUCUACACGUUCAGCUGGGGGCUGUUUGCCAACAGUCGUCUCUGCUGGGCUGCUGUUGGUUCUCUCUUGGAAGGAAGGGCGGGGAGAGUGAUGAUGCCCUCACCUGAGUAUCCAGCUGCCCUCCCUCCCAGUUGUCUGCAAUUUUGCCCUAAUUGCACGUGGCCUUGCCUCAGGUUCUAGGGUAAGGGCUACAGCAUAUACACAGGGAAGGGCUAGGUGAGAGGUUCCUUCUGUGACGCUCCGGGGAAAAUUAGCAUUUCUGCCAAGUACAGAGCGUCUACGGGCUACUUUAAGGUCAUCCAUGCUCCUUCCCAUAACCCUUCACUCAUUGCUCAGUAAGUAAACUCAUUGGUUCCCCACCUCGGACUUCAGUUUGUCAUUGGAACCAUGGGAGGAGAGGGUAGAUGUUUAUGUCUCCAUCUAGGGAAGGAAUUUUAGCAACAAGUGUGUCCAUGGGGGUCCUGUGGAUAUGGCCUUUAGUGGGGGCAUGUCUGGGGCUAUAGGUGGUGAUAAAUGUUGGCGGAUCUGAGCUAGGAGAAACAUUCUUACCUGGUAGCAAAGGAGAUGAAGAAAUUAUAGAAACCAGAUAUGAUAGGCCGGACAUGAUGGUACACACCUUUAGCCCAGUAUUUGAGAGGUGGAGGCAGGAGAAUAGCAAGUUUAGGACAACCUAGGCUACGAAGGAAAUGGUACACUAGCCAGAGAUAUAGAGCAAGGCCCUGUCUCAGGUCCUCUCUCCCAGCAAAAGCAGAUAAAAUGACUCAGAAGUAGUGGCGUUUAGCAUGGGAAUAGCUGUAGUCCUGUCUCUCGUUAACCCUGCAUUACAACCUGUCAGGACAGCCACACGCUGUGGGUGGCCUGAUUCUGGCUGUGCAGAGCAUCUCUGAGGUGAGUUUGGGUGGCUGGCCACAGUGGAGAGGAAAGGACAGUUUGUUUCUGUUAUACACACCCGUGACAAGGAGCAUUGUAGAUUUGACGGUAAUUUGUGGCUAAGCCUCAGAGCAGGACCUGUCAGGUGAGACCAGUCUGAGGCUGAGAGUAGCAGGCUUCCCCCACUGAGAAGGCUUUCGACCAUAGAGAACCUGCUCAUACGUUAUAAGAAAGUCCAGGCCACCACAGCCCCAGAUGCCAGUGGCCACGAGUGUCCCAUGGUUUGUCUUCCUGAUGUCAUUUCCCUUGGUUUCAUUUUCUGUCCUGUGUGUGUACGCACGUGCGCACGCAUAUGUGUAAAUUACAUUUUAAUUUGUAGGAGGGCACAGGGCACACUCAACCACGGCAUGCCAGUGUAGGUCCAAGGACGUCUUGCAGGAGUCAUUUCUCUUCCUUCCACCAUGGAGAUCCUGGGGAUCAAACUCAGGUCAGCAGGCUCUGCAGCAGGCACCCUUACCCACUGGGCCAUCCUGCCAGGGUUUUCUAGCGGUUCUGUGCUAGGUGAUCUAAAAUGGACCCUUGAGUUUUAUCCCAUAAGACUCUAUUGCCUUCAAGGAUGUCACAGUUCCGUUGGAGAGCUCCAAGGUCCCAAAUGACUGGGCUAGGCAAGGAAGGCUCUUGAACAGCCGCGGCCAAGGACUACCUUCCCACCCUGUUCUCUGCUGGCUGGGACUUGAACAGCCAGUGACUUUUGCAAAGGAAUUCUCCAGUAUCGUUUUAAAAUCUAUUUCUGGGUCAGAUCUCUGUGGGGAUAGCUGAAAUUUGAAAAAGAAUAAGUGUUGGAAGAGCUUGAGGCCCAUAUGCCGGCAUGGGCCUUCACCUCCUGUUUGGGAGCUCAGGAACAUGACUGAGCUUUUCCCUCCAAUCCAGACUGCAAGGCCGGGCCUGCCCCUUCCCCGUGUGUCCCCUUAGUUGCUGGCGCCUCUUCCCCUUCCCAGUCCCGAGACUCUGAGUUUCCCCAUUUAGGCUGAGAGAAGAAACCUAAAGGGGGUCUCACACCAGCGUGCCCUAAAGCCACUUGUCCUCUCAUGUAGAACCUGUCAGCUGUAGUAUCAGGAGAGUUUGCCAUAUGCCAUGCUGUUCAAAGUCGGCCUUGGGCAGUUAAGCUAUGAAUAUGUCUUCUUAAAAAAAACAAACAAACCUAGGAAGCGCAAGGCCCUGGGUUUGGUCCCCAGCUCCGAAAAAAAAGAACCAAAAAAAACAAAAAACAAAAAACAAAAACAAAAAAAACAAAACAUUAAUAUCAAACCCAAAAAGGAAAGUGGGAAAAUGGAGAAAAAAAGAUCAGGGAAGAGUUCCCUUACAUUGUGCAACAUAAAUAAUAUUUUGCUGUAUUUGCUAAAUAUAAUUAGUUUACAUGGGCACACAUGUAUUAUGUGCACAAUUUCAGAUUCUCUUUAUGUUUCUACUAUUUAAAUUUUUACUUUAAAUUGUGGCAAAAUACACAGAUCAUGAAAUAUGUUAAUUGGAGACUUGCCUCUUGGAUAUAUUCGGUUGAAUUUGUCCUUGGAUAUUUGUAUAAAACCACUGAAACAAAAACUCAAGAUGUUGCGUUCCAUAACAGGAAGUUGUUCUACUAUUCCCAGUAAAGGGAACUGCAAAGUAGACUAUUUCCAAAUCCACCGUGCCGUGUAGCUGGCCAAAUAUGAAUCGAGUAUAUCACAACCUACUCGUUCCAGACUCUGACAUUUUCUUCAUGAUGAUGUUCUUGGAAGGCUGAGGUAGGAGGAUUGUGGGUUUGACCACUAUGGACGACAUAAGGAGUUGGGGGUCCAGUUUGGACUACAUAGCUAGACCUGUCUCAAAACAAUAAAACUGAAAGGACAUGAAGCAAAAGUUGUGAUUGUUAGAGCUAAUCUGAGCGUGCAGGAACCGAUGGAAGGCCGAACACUCCGCACAGCCCAGGGACUACAGGGACUGGUGGGGCCAGGCUGAACUAUACAUGGUAAAGCUGACAGCACAGCCUGGGCCUGAUGGUUGUCAACAAACUGCCACCAGCUGGCUGGGUACCAAGCCAUGGUACCAGAAGGUUGCAUUUCUCUCUCAGGAUUUGACUGACAGGACUAGGAUAAAUUCAACUGACCCCGUAUAUCUGUUAUCUGGUCUCUCCUUUUCCAAACUUCGCCAUUUUUAAGUUAUACAGUUCAGUUGUAUCUGAAAGAAACCCCUGCUUUAAGGUUUAAGUGGAUCGGGUCAGCUCCUUGGCGUUGGUGUGAACAGCGACUUUAAGACCUCUAAAAGUCCUCCGGCUACAGUGGGAGCCCUCUUACAGCUGCAGGGUGAUCUGAGUGACCUGUGGGGGUCUGAGCCUGUGGGGGCCGAACCACAGCCAACACAGCUUUGAGGAAGGACUUGGAGCAGGGCAGGACUUCAUAACUUAGGGUCAAGGGGCUAGUGACUCCAUGUGGGCCAGUGGCCAGGAAGCAAGAGGGGCUUGCAGGAGAUGAACCAGGUGCCACCAGCCACCUUCCACAUCUCCCUCCCUGGAAUGUGAGAAGAAUGGGGAUGGACUCUCCGAACAGGUCUGUACAAUGUGUGGUAUGUUGGGGAUCUGCAGACAGCAGCGUAAGCUGGUUUUCACAGGAUUCCCUGGAAGGCCGCACAGGGGAUGGAUGGAAGCCGUUAGCUGCUGGCAGGGCAAGAGGAAAGAAACUAGUGAGGAGAAGGCCAGGUGGCCAUGAGCAUUUCAUCCUAUAAACAUCCAUCAUUGAGUUCUGAGCCACCUCAGAUUAACAACCAGCACAUUAAACAAUUCAAAACUAAAAAGAGAACGUUGGUUUCAAGUUCCAUGAAGAUUUCUCUUAGUCUCAGCUGCUUACGACACCCCCAGAAGUUCUUUUUGCUAGCGCCUGGAUGGCCACCCCACAGGUGUCCCCAAUUAGCGCCUGUGAGGAGAUAGCCAGUGGCGGCCUGGCUUCAGGAAGCUCCGGGGCACAAGCAGCUCAAUGCCCUCGGCUCUCGGAUUCCAAGAACAGCUUGGUGGGUUAUAACCUUCGAGGGACAGCCUGCCCAACCCCAGCCUGGCACUGGUGUCCAUGGUUCAAGAGGUGGACUUUCCCCACCUUUUCUCCUUCCAAUGGCAUAGGGGGUAAAUUAACUCUCUGCAAUUAAAUAUAGAUGACAUACGUCAUUAGAAAGAAAAAAAAAGGGAACGCUUUUAAACAAAACCAAGUAAUUCCUGCUUUCAAGGCCAGAAGGUAUUUUUAGGGCAAGUUUGUGGUUUGAUGGUAUUACUCCUUCCACAGGCUGUGCACGAGAGCAGUCAGAGUCCAAAAUCUGGGCACCUCUAUGUCCAUUCAACUGGCCAGCUGUCUGCCUGGGUUAGAUUUGUGACUGUGCUUCCUCUGCCCUCCCUCCCUCCUUCCCUCCCUCCCUUCCUCCCUCUCUCCCUCCCUCCCUUCCUCCCUUCCUUCCUUCCUCCCUCUCUCCCUCCCUCCCUUCCUUCCUUCCUCCCUCCUUCCCUCCCUCCCUUCCUUUCUUCCUUCCUUCCUUCCUUCCUCCCUCCCUCCUUCCUUCCCUCCCUCCCUUCCUUCCUUCCAGAGAUCCACCUACCUCAGCUUCACCACCCAGUGGCCAUGCUUGGCUGUUUUUGCGAUGCCUGCCUAUUGUCACUCAAGGAUAUUCUGGCUGCAGGAUCCGCCCGCCCUCUGUAGAAAAUGUGAAAGAGAUUCUUGAAGGCCCACUUUGCAUUUGGGGCUCCAGAAACUCAAACAAUUCUCAGGCCCUUCUGGCAUCUGCAUAGAGCUAGAGCAGCCCCUGGGGUGGGGUGGGGUGAAUCUGGGAGCUAGGAGGGCAGAACAGAGAUGUGGAAAGGAGACUGGCACCGUUGACGUUGUGCAAAGCCCUGUAGGAAGGGAAGCCCGGGCUGGAUUGUGAAAGGCUUCUAUCCCUACGGGUGGCACAUAGACUUCCUCCUGCCUUUUCUGACCCUCUCCUGCGGUCACUGCAGGCUACAGCUGGACAAGCGUCCAGCUCACCCGAGCUGGCUGACAUCAUAGAGCCUUUGAGGGAAGGAACUUGCAGAAAUGGUGAAGUGGGCAAUGCCUUGGCUGAGCUUCCUACACCUGGGCUGCCUCGGGGACAGCUGUGAGGGCCGCUCCCUCACAGGCUCUGUUGUUUCACCCUCACUUUCUGGAUGAGCUGGGAGGCAGUAAUUUCCCUUUCUGAGCCCUACUUUGCUUAUCUAUUUUGGAGCCAUGAGUCAUCAUCACCUACAAACUGGCUUGGAGAAAGGGGAGGCUCCAGGCAGUGGUAACUGACCAUCGACCAUCGCUGUCUCAUCAUAGUGAGAGGGCCAGCACGGGUCUCAAGGAAGAUGCAUGGCUGGAGAUGUGUCUCUUAAACAUAAAUCUUUCCAGAAUGCCCCUGUAACUAUGUCCAGAAUUACAUUCCACUACCAGAGAGUUUUCUCUUGGUUUUUAAGUCACAAGAUGACCCAUGCCAUCUCCUGGUCCCGUGAAAUUGCUAUUCUUCUUUUUUAAUUAUUUUUCAGUCGGGCACAGUGUUAGGGGGUGGGAGAAGAACAGUAGGGGUGGCAGAUAACUAUAAUCCAAGCACUGAGGAGGCUAAGAUAGGAGAAUAAUGAGUUUGAGACUAGCCUGGAUCUGUCUUUAAAAAUGUUGUUAACGGAUACAUUACAACUGAGCUGGGGAGAUGUUGGUAAGGUACCUGCUAUGCAAUCAUGAGAACCCGAGUUUGCAUCCUCAGGACCUAUGUAAAAGCCAGACAGCAUCAGUAACCACUGUGCUGGGAAGCUGCAGACCAGUGGGUCCUGCAAGCUCAUUGGUCAGUCAGACUAAGUGAUUGGUUUAAGCUCCAUGAUCAGUAAGAGACCCUGUCUCAAAAUGAAUGAAUGAAUGAAUGAAUGAAUGAAUGAAUGAACAAAUAAAUAAGGUAAAGAACAAUCAAGGGAGGCCCCUGAAAGCUGACCUCUGACCUCCAAGAACAGCAAAAUGUGUCCACAUAAUGAGCAAGUACAUAUAACACACAUGCACAGGUACACAGAAGUGAACAUACACACACACACUGCACAUGUUAAUGGAGUAUCAUGAAAUGAAUUGAUAGCAGGUUGUAUCUAUUCUUUAAACUCUAUCAUUUCUACUGUGAAAUUUUCCAAAAAUUGUUAUUUUCAGCUUUUCAGAACAAGUGUACAAUAUUGUUCAGAGUCUGCUGUUCCUAGUUCAACUUCGCACGGAGGAAACAGGGAUGAUGAGGAAAAAAUGGCACUAGGAACUUGGACCCAGGUGGGGCUUGGCUGCCUCUAGGGUUAGAGAAGCCCUCGGGAUUCUGGGAUGAUGUUCGCUGAGGCCUCACACCCUGGGCAAUGGGUAGUGGAGCACAUGGGCAGGCCAGCCACCUCUAGGUGGGAGCAAGUAGCUUCUCCUGUGUGAGGACAGGGGGCCAGACGGGGCCCAGGGCUUCUCAUUCCGGUAGCAAGAGAAUGAGAAAUGGAACUGGGGCGCAAGAGAGUAAUGGACUGUGGCAGCUCUCAGCUUACCAUGUUCAAGGGACCACAGGCGGCCUGUUUGGCUAGAAGGAAAGACUGAGACACCAGAGGAGAUAAGGUUGGAGCUGGAGCAGGCCCAGAGCUCUGAGAAACCCCAGUGCCUGGCUGCUGACCAAUUAAGUCAAAUUUUCUGAGGGAGAAGUUAACCUGAAAUGUGUGGCCAUGGCAGAAUGCCUCUGGAGAGCACAGCUCUGGUGACCAGUCCAUUGCUGAUGGGGUUCACUCGGUCUUUAUCAUUUGCAUGGUUUCCUUGGCUCACCUGAGAAGCAGGUGAGUUUGAACGUUUGGGGUAUGUGUGUGUGUUGGGUUUUUGUGGUAAGUAUAUGUAGCGUAAAAUUUAGUAUUUUACCAGUGUUCAGGGUGUCAGUUAGUGGUAUUUAGCACACCUACUGUUUCUAGAACUGUUUAUUGUCUGAACAGAAACUACUUCUGUUAAACGAUAUGAGUCCCUCCCUUCCUGCCCUAGGUUUGCUUUCCAGGGCUGCGACAUAAUUCCUGAGGAACCAGUUGAUGAAGAGGGAAGGCUUCUGUGGGCCCAUGGUUUCGAAUGGUUACUUGGUCCCAUUGCAUUAGCCUGUAGUGAAACAGGACUUCAUUGGAGCAAAGCUGCUUACUUAUGGCAACCGGAAAGGAAGGUGGGGAAGAUUGUGGGAGAGGGGGAAUAGGGAAAGAGGAAGACAGGAGGGAAGAAGGAAGUGGAAGGGAAGGAGAGAUAGCAGGGAUGAGGUCAAGGGAAGAAAGCUGGGUCCUUCCUCAAGAGCAGGUCCCUAAUGAUGUAACUUCCUUUCACUAGGACCUACCUGCAAGGUUCUGCUACCCUGCCCUAGUGCCACAGGCAGGCAGCCAAGCCUCGACUGUAAGACUUGGGAGGACAUUCUCUCCUCACCCUGUUCUACUUGUAUGAGCAUUGGGGUGGGGGCGGGGAAGAGCUCUGGGUAUUGAACCUGAGGCCUUGCAUGUGCAAAGCAGGGACUCUCACCUGGCCGCCAUCACCACCUCUGGCUCUGUCCCUCUGUUGGUUUCACUUGCGUUUGUUGGUUGACAGGUUUCUACGUAGCCCAGGCUGCCCUUGAACUCAGCUGUACGUCCUCUAGAGCGACGCAGUUGAGGCUGUGUGCACCAUGUCCAGCCCCACUGUCUGCCUCUGCGAAUUUGAUUGGUCCGGGUAGGGUACCGACGUUCCUCACGUAGAGCCUCACCAUGUUUAUGCUUCUCUGGCUCAACAGACUUGACGUAGCAUCUGAGGCUCACUCACACUGUAGUAUUGCCAGGAGCUUUCUCUUCUUGACACAAUCGUGCAUGUUCUAUCAUAGGUCUGGGGUCUCAGAAAAUGGCCGCGUGAGCCGAAGUAUCUUGGUAAAGCAGGAAAGUGUUUACUUCAGGAAUUGAGCAGGCAAGCUCACCCACAGUGUGUCCUGUUGGGUUUUCAUUACUAAAGCAAAGGGGUCCUGUGCCGCGAUCUUAGUGAUCUGCCCUGGGCUCCCAUUCUAAUAGGACUCACCGACUUAGAACAUAUUUGACCAUUUUACAGAAAAGACAAUUUCUUUAAAAAAAAAAAAAAAAAAAAAAAGACUUACUUAUUUAUGUGAGAACACUGUAGCUGUUUUCAGACAGACCAGAAGAGGGCAUCAGAUCCCAUUACAGAUGGUUGUGAGCCACCAUGUGGUUGCUGGGAAUUGAACUCAGGACCUCUGGAAGAGCAGUCAGGUGCUCUUAACCGCUGAGCCAUCUCCCCAGCCCCAGCAAUUUCUUUAUAAUUCACACAGAGAGUAAGUGAACAUAUGCAUAGACUGCAUCCACCAUCCAUGGACACUUGACUGUCAGUCAAUACUGCUUUUCAUUCAGGAAGGAUCUAGAACUGUGGUUUCUGGAUCACAUGGUAAUGCAUUUUUAACUUUUCCAUUACAGUGUUGGGCUCAAACUCGGGCCCUUGCACACAUUAGGCAAGUGUUCUACCUUGAACUAGAGCCCUAGCCCGCCAUCAGCAACAUUAUGACACACUGGUUUUCAUACUGACUGACCCAUUUUAUAUUCCCGCAGCAACAGGGAAGAGAUACCUCCUCCCCUUCUCCUUCUCCUCCCCCCCUUCCUCCUUUUGUGUCAUGGCAACCCUAGUUGGCAUAAAGCCGCACUACACUGUGGUUUGAUUUGCAUUUUCCUGACGACUAAUGGUGCAGAGCUGUUCUGUGUUUGCUGACCCUGGGAUAUCUUCUUCAGAGACAUGUCUAUUCAGUACCUUUGCCCAUCUUGACCAGGUCAUUUGUCUUUUCUGUGAGUUCUUUCUACAGUCUAGACGCUCACCCUUUAACAGGUCCGUGAUUUUUCAAAUCGUGCAUUCUGUUUCAUAAGUUGUCUGUUUACACUCUUGAUGCUGUCCUUUGACGCACAAGCAUUUAAAUUUAACUCACUGUAUCCAAGCCCAGCCUACCCACUUUGUUUUGUCAUUAUGUCACAUUCAAGAGGACACUGGCGAAUUCUGUGUCAGGUCGCUUUCCUCUUCGAUUUUCUUUUCGGAUCUCUAUGGCUUUAGAUCUCACGUUUGUGCUGUGACAGAUUUUGCAUUGGGUUUUUUUUCCCACAUGGUAUAAGUGCAGGGACUUCACGGCCCACACAGGGUAUGAGGUACUCCUGCAGAGGCUGCUGGACGGCAGGAAGAUGUGCAAGGAUGUGGAGGAGCUGCUCAGACAGAGGGCCCAGGCGGAGGAGAGGUACGGGAAGGAGCUGGUGCAGAUUGCGCGCAAAGCUGGUGGCCAGACAGAGAUGAAUUCCCUGAGGACCUCCUUUGACUCUCUGAAGCAGCAAACAGAGAAUGUGGGCAGUGCACACAUCCAGCUGGCCCUGGCCCUGCGUGAGGAGCUGCGGAGCCUGGAGGAGUUCCGAGAGAGACAGAAAGAACAGCGGAAGAAGUAUGAGGCCGUCAUGGACCGUGUCCAGAAGAGCAAGCUGUCGCUCUACAAGAAGACCAUGGAGUCCAAGAAGUCAUAUGACCAGAAGUGCAGGGACGCAGAUGACGCUGAGCAGGCCUUCGAGCGAGUGAGUGCCAGUGGUCACCAAAAGCAAAUAGAAAAGAGCCAGACCAAAGCCAAGCAGUGCAAGGAGUCGGCCACAGAGGCAGAUCGAGUGUACAGGCAAAAUAUUGAACAACUGGAGAAAGCAAGGACCGAAUGGGAACAGGAACACCGGACCACCUGUGAGGCCUUCCAGCUGCAGGAGUUUGACCGGCUAACCAUCCUCCGCAAUGCCCUGUGGGUGCACUGUAACCAGCUCUCCAUGCAGUGUGUCAAGGACGAUGAGCUCUAUGAGGAAGUCCGGCUGACACUUGAGGGCUGUGAUGUGGAAGGUGAUAUCAAUGGCUUCAUCCAGUCCAAGAGCACUGGCAGAGAGCCCCCAGCUCCCGUGCCUUAUCAGAACUACUACGACCGGGAGGUCACCCCACUGACUGGCAGCCCUAUCGUCCAGACCUCCUGUGGUGUGAUAAAGAGGUUCUCUGGGCUGCUACAUGGAAGUCCCAAGACCACACCUUCUCAAGCUCCUGCCGCUUCCACAGAGACUCUGGCUCCCACCUCUGAGCAGAAAGAAUUGGUCUAUGCAUCCAUCGAAGUGCAGGCAACCCAGGGGAACCUUAACUCAGCAGCCCAGGACUACCGGGCGCUCUAUGACUACACGGCACAGAAUUCUGAUGAGCUGGACAUUUCUGCGGGAGACAUCCUGGCAGUCAUCCUGGAAGGGGAGGAUGGCUGGUGGACUGUGGAACGAAACGGACAACGUGGCUUUGUCCCUGGUUCGUACUUGGAGAAGCUCUGAGGAAAGACCAGCGGUCCCCACAUACCUCUGCCCGGCUGUGAGGUCAAGGACUGUUCCCAUCACCGCCCCGGCCUCUCGGGGUCAGAACCAUGGCUGGCUGCGCUGGGGAUGGGAUGGUUGCUGGCUACUCUCAAUAAACUUCUCCCAGGAGUAAA